Messenger RNA from Phycodurus eques (leafy seadragon), 8515 nucleotides. RefSeq names its product up-regulator of cell proliferation (gene gvin1l2). The transcript is spliced from 4 exons. The record is from RefSeq and is a predicted model, not a curated record. NCBI's taxonomy places the organism in Eukaryota, Metazoa, Chordata, Actinopteri, Syngnathiformes, Syngnathidae. Bases 283 to 6270 code for a protein of 1995 amino acids. Gene Ontology annotation, molecular function: GTP binding.
GAUAGAAGACAGCGUGAGGAAUGUGUCGGCAGACACUUAUAAGCUCUCCACCGGUAGACAAAAGCUAUUGACUUCUGACUGAGCACAUGUGCAGGAUCUGUUCCGUCUUUUCUUACAACAGUGACUCAUUCCAACAAAACAUAAACGAGAGACAGGCAAGCGUAUGGGGAUUCUACACAAAAGAAGCACAGAGAUACGGAAAAGGUUUCCACACAAUUCGUCAAACUAUUGGUGAUGUGAAGAAGACGAAGAAAAAAGUUAGUCAAAAGGAAAAGAAUAAUCAUGUCAACCAAACUUUCAAAGAAGCUGAGCAGCAAAAGGAAAAAGCCACCAAAGACCACGUCAAAGUAUGAAGUUCUAAUCCAACUAGGUCUGGAGGCUUUCUAUCCUUCCCAAUUGGAACCAGCUUCAAUACUGGACCUCAGUACCUGGAUCCUGGACAACCUAACUCCCCGAGAACCCAAUGAUCUGCCAAAAUCUUUCCUUCAAAGGUUGUGGCUGCUUCGCCCGGAUGCUCGCAGUACUUGCUGUAAGGCCCUUUCAGAUAUUAUGGAUAGUCCUGAUAAGAAGGUUGAUGAUUUCAGAGGAUUGCGCUCCUGCACCAUCAAUCCUCUUGAUCUAGUGACAGCUGUCUUUAUUUGUGCCAACACUUUCCUUCAGCAGGAGAUCACAGCACAUAUGCUGCAGUGCCAGUUUGCCGUGCCCCUGCUUCUUCCACAUGUAGAUGAUGAAGAACCAAGUUGCUUCCUCCUUUGGCCUUUCAGAGAUGUUGUGAGACAAUGGCAGACCCAAUAUUUAGAUCAUAACCAAAAAGUCCAAGAAGCAGUUUUUACGAGCACGUUCAUGCCAAUGAUCUCGUGUGUGAGGCUUGGUUCCUGCAGUGUCUCCAAGUCUCAGGUGCUCAAUCAUAUCAUCGGCAGUGAUACAUUCAUCCACAAAGGGAUGGAGGGAGGACAACUACCCCGAAGCCUGUCCAAUGGUCUUGUGGAGACUGCGUGGGCUCUUCCUGCAGGAGACCCUAACAAUUUCUCUGUUCCAGUGGUAUUCUCUAACCUUCGGGGGGAUGCAAGCACUCAUGAAAAAUGCCUCUACCUUCUCAGCCAAGCAUCUUCAGCAAUAAUUGUAUUCUGUGAAAAUCCUACAGAAAAAGAGAGGGAACUUCUCGCCACCUGCAAAGAUAUGACGACCAAGCUCAUUGUGAUUGACCUCUCUGAGAUUGAGACCAGGGAGGACAGAGUGGUGAAGUUUGUUGGGAAGACCCUUCAGGAUCAGAUAUGUCUUCCAGAUGGAUCAGUUGUGUCAGGAAGCUGUUUGAAUGCAGAGAAAGUUGCUAAUGUAUUGUGUGAUACCCUCAAACAUUUGCUACCAGACCUGAGACUUGUCACACUUGAAGGAGCAGCAAAGUUAGCAGUGGAGCUGGGAAUUGACUGCGAUGAAGGGACGGUAUGUAAAAAAUUAAUGGGCAUAGCAGAGGAAGUUUUGAAAGGUUUAGAUGAGGGACCUGCUGUGUUUAGGCAGAAACAGCUGCCAUUGCAAGGUGCUUUGUGGAGCAGGUUGGCAGAAAUUGAAAAAGAGGAAAGUAGAAAGAACAAAGAAGGGAAAGAGCUUGAUCCUCGAUUGCAAAAUGAGAAAAAAGAUAUCUUGGGCAAUUUAAGCAGAUACAAAAUGACUCCUUCAAUGAAGAGUUUCACGAAGGCAGUUUCAACCACAGAUAAAGUGGAGCGGAUGUAUUUCCUCAGUUGGAUGAGGGUGAAACUAAGACUGCAGCAAAUGCAUAAACAAAUCGGUCUAAAAGAUCUACUGAUAAAUCAACAGACAAAAGAGAACAAUGGCAUUCCUGAAUGCAUUCAAUCAGAGCUUCAGAAUGGAGUAAAUGAUGCCAGGGAUGCUAGCGAUAGUUUUUGCACAGAUUCAACUUUUGAAGAUGGGGAAAUAGAGCAGCUUACAGCUAAUGAUCAAGAGCUAGCAGAUUCAAGGAUUGAAGUAGUUUUAAAGCCCAUUUUUCAAACCCAAAGCAAUAAAGGAUCAGAGUCCCUGCUAAGUGGACAUUUUCAUUCAAAUGAAAAAGAGAACCGAGGUGAAGAGAUACUCCAAAGUAAUGGUUCUUUAAACCCAGUGUUGAGAGAAAAUGGAACUAUAGAUGUUCAUGGUGAAUCAAGAUCUCACCAUACUUCUGCAGAAGAAGAAACAUGCCAAGAUUCGUUUGUCAAAGGUCAGACAGCAACAUCUGUACAUUCCUGUUUGCUUAGGCUUAAGCAGAGAGACGGUAAUAAUCUGGAGGUUGUUGAUUCAGAGAGUUACUUAAGUUUGAAGCACAGUUUUCAAACCGAAAACGCUGAAGCAAUAGAUGGACAUUUUGUCCCACCAAAUGAACAAGAAAUCCUAGCUGAAGAGAUACGUGAGAAAUAUGUUUCUUUAAACUCAGUGCCGAUAGUAAAUGGAACCUCAGAUGUUCACACAACUGACUAUAGUGAAUCAACAGUUCAGGAGACUUCUACAGAAGAACAAACCUGCCAGGAUGCAUCUGUUGACAGUCAAACAGUUACAUCAACACAGUCAUUUUUGCUGAGACUCAAGCAGUUUGACAAUAAUCUAGAGUUGGCUGAUUCCGAAAGGGAAGAUUUGAAGCAUAGUUUUCAAACCCAAAACCAUAAAGAUUCAGAAGCUUUACAAAAUGGGCAGUUUGACUCAAAUAAAAACAAGUUCCCAGGCGAAGAGAUUCUAAAAAAUGUGUCUUUAGAUGCAGUUUUGAGAGAAAAGGCAGUCUUAAGUGUUCAUGGGAAUGACUGCAGUGAAUCAACGUUUCACGAGAAUAGUACAGAAGAACAAAAAUGCCAAGGUACAUCUGUUGAAAGUCAGACAGUAACAUCUGCACAGUCAUUACUCCUGGAGCUUGAGCGGUUUACAGAUGAUCUCAAGUUUGUUGAUUUAGAGAGUUAUGUUGGUUUGAACCACAACUGUCAAACCACAAGCAAUGAGGAAUCAGAGUCUCUGCAAAAUGGACAUUUUGACUCCUCAAAUGAAAAAGAGGUCCCGGGUGAAGAAAUACUUGAAAAAGUUUCUUUGAACCCAGUUUUCAGAGACAAUGGAAUCUUAGAUGUUCACGGGACUGACUUCUUUGAAUCAAACUUUCAGGAGACUUAUGCAGAAGAACAGAUGGGCCAAGCUGUAUCUAUCAAAGAUAGGGCAGCAACUUCUGCACAAUCAUUUUUGCUGGGACUUGAGCACUUUUUACGUGAGAUGGGCCUUAUUUUUGAACUCACUCACAUCAGACCUGGAAAUGAGAGCCAUAAUGUGCUGCGGCUCCCAACUGUUGCUGCUGACUUGAUUCUCAGUGGGAUUCCACUUGAAUUAAUGGAUGGAGACUCCACUAGCAUUCCCAUACGUUGGCUUGGUAGUGUUCUUGCAGAGAUCAACCAUCGCUUUCCUCAAAACCGCUUCAGGACACUGACAAGCCUUGGAGUGCAUCAAGCAAGGAAUGGUGAGAUCCUUUCGGCAUUAUUUGGGGUGAAAUUUCCAGAUGAACGUAACAGAUCAACGAGAGGGCUAUACGUAGAUGCUCUACAACUACCGUCGAAGUUAAAAACGAAGCUAAACUGCGAUUUUCUCUUGCUGAUUGAUGUUGAUGGUCUCUGUUCUACUCCUUCAGAUAGCCAAAUAAGCACUCAGAUCAGUGAUAAUGAGAUGGCAACUGUUGCAACUGGAAUGAGUGAUGUCUUAUUGCAAAACCUCUACUCACGUGCAGCAUCUGAGUUUGAGACAAGCCUCACGGUUGCAGUCAAUGCUCUACUGCGCAUCAGAGAAUAUGGAUCCAUACCCAUCUGCAAAGUUUUAGUCCAGGAUGAAGGAAUAAAUACCAUAUUAGAAGCCACACAGUUAAAACGUGUAUCUAACAUGCUGCAGACUAAGACUGGAGAGAGAACCCUAAGGGAUGCUGAUACAAUGACUCCUAAUUCAAAGAAGAAAAGCUCAAUUAUGUAUGUUAGACCAUGGUACAGGGAACCACUGUCAAAAUCAGUUGACACCCAGCAUAGUGAGGCUAUGUUGAAGUUAAAGCGUACCCUGUUUGGGGCACUGAAGGAGGCAGCUGCCCAGUCAGAAACAUCUGGUUUGCCUGAUUUUAUGGGCCGUUUGUGUUCUGUUUGGGAGGCAGUAAAAGCAGAAUCCUUCUCUAUUAGUCUGCAAAAUAAAGACAUCGCUUUGGCCCUCUCUAUAUUUUGCACUGAGCUUUCUCAGCAGGAGGACAGCUUGCGGGAACACAUGGAAUGCUGGCUUAUGCAAGCGACCAAGACAAUUUAUUUGACCAAGCCAGAAUCCUUGGACCCUUCCAGCCAAAAUGACUUUCUGUGUGAGCUAAAGUUUGAAGCUAGAAGAGAGGUCAAAAGGGAAGUAAACAAACAAAGGUCAAAUGUAAAGGCUUGUUUGAAGGAAAAUAAGCUUGAUGUCUACAUUAAAAUACUCAAAACUAUCAUUUUGAGCAACAUGACUGAGCUUGAAGAACGUGUAACAGAAACGGUAAUAGAAAGGCUGGAAACGAUCAAUGAGAACCAUUGUUCAUCCAUGCAGCUCAACAGAAUUGAAACCAUACUGCAAAUUAAACAAGAUACCAGACUCGGGGCACUUCUAGGCAAUAGUGAAUCAAACAAACAGCUCUUUAAAGAUAAAGAGCUGGAAGAGGAAUUUGAGGGUAUUUGGAAGGAGGCAUUGUCCAAUUUUGACUUCAGGCCUUCAGAUACAGAAGAUAUCACCACAAGAGUGACAAAUAUUCUCUCAGCAAACCUCAUCAACCAUGGUCUUCAAAAACACUUAAAUAAGCUUUUGAAUUUGGGCCAAAAUCAGACUACUUGCUUCAGAGUGGAUGAUCGGUACUUUGGAUACAGCAGCAGAAUGAAAAACCUGUUUGAAAACAACAACAAGUCACCAAAAGCUAAAGCUCAACAACUUGCAAGUAACAUCAUGGAGCGUUACCAGCAAUUUGUAGAAGACAAAGUCAGUUUACCGCAAGACUUCUCUGACAGUUACAUCACAGAACUGUUAGAGAUGAUUGAUACAUCCUUGAAGGAAACACAAUUGGACACUACAAGGGCCUUUGAGAUGGAUCUGAAGGUCUUCGUAUGUAAUGCUGCAUGCAGAGACUUCCAAAGAGUCCACAAUCGUUUUGCCAAGGACGGAGAGCUUCUGAAGUCCAUUAAAGCAAAAAAGAGAACACUCAUGACGGAAUUCAUUUAUCAGUUCAGGAAGACAGACCAGCGUCAGAGGUUGGCUCAUAGGUUCAUUUCUGACAUCAUCCAACCUGCAGUAAUGGACUAUGUCUAUAAACCUCUAGGGAUGCAAAUUGCAGAUGAUAUAAAAAGUAAAGCCCCGCAAUAUCUCUCUCCACAGGCCUUCCACAAGAGUUUGCUAGAGGAGCUUAUCAAGGAAGACACAUUUGAAGGCUUCACAGAGUAUUUGCUUUCUUAUGACAGCUUCAGGCUGAGGAAGAUCCAGGAGACAGUAGUCGCUCACCUGUCAGAUUGGAAUGUGAAUGCGUGGAGGCACGAGCGCCUCGGAUAUAUCAUCGGAAAAGUAGCAGCAGCUGCAAGCCAAGUAACUGAAGGCACCAGCGUGGCACUCAGUGACACCAAGCCAAUGCUGGAGCAAGUGUGCCUCAUUCUGGAAGACGGAGAUGUAUGUAUCCCCUGGGAGUCUCUGCAGGGACCACUCUACAGUAUCACCACAGAAUGGGAUCGUUUUAUAACAUGUUUCAUGGAGUUACUGGCAGCGUUGCGCUUGGACCUCGCCCAGGCUUUCUCCCAACACAUAGGUAGUGACCAACUACUUGAGUGCCUUCCCACUCAACCAAGUGACUGCCUUUUCAACAAAGUAAAAGGCUGUGACGCACUAUGUCCUGUGUGCAGCGCGCCUUGUGAAGUGGAGCAAACUUGGCAUCGGGUUCACGAGGCCUCGCUCCACAGGCCCAAAUGCCUGUUGGAGCCCACUUCUCUGAUCAGCCAUGAAUGUGCAAACCCCGAUGAUCUGGACGCACAAGAUGUUGCUGUGGCUUGCUGGGAAUUCCAGCCGCUCCACCUAGACUGGAAUCUUUCACACGAGGAGACAAGCAGCCAGACACCCAGUCCUUACUGGAGGUAUGUGUUAGCGAGAUUUAAUGAGAGAUUUGCAAAUAAAUACAAUCAGAAGCCACCAGUAAUCCCAGAAGAGUGGAAGGCGAUGACACAACAGGAGGCCUUGGACAGUCUGAGGGAAACCUUCGUUCACUGUGGGGAGUUGUGAAAGCUAUCUUAAUGUAUUAAAUUCAAUGCAUUGUGUAUUGCUAUUGACACCGCUAUCAGUUUUGGUAUUUUGUUCUACUUUCGUAGAUUAUUUUACACUUGUGACUAUGUGAGUCCCUGGAUGCACAUGUCAUAGAAACAAUGGGUCCCAGCCCUGGAACAAUGAGUCACUGCAAUUUAUCAUCACGGAAUACCGAUACAGUAAUCCUCUGCUAUAUCACGGUUCUUGCUUCGCAAUCCCGUUAUAUUGCAGAUUUUUAUUGCAUUUGUUACUCUGUUUUAUACUGUUUGUACAAUACCUUUGUUUUCCAUUACGCUUGCUUUCUCUCAAUAUAUUGUGUUUAGGCCUGCCACAAUAGCAAAUUUUUUAGAACAAUAAUUUUCCCCAAAACUUUCAUGAUAAACGAUAGUAUUGUUGAUGUUUUUUUUUUAAUGCCACUUAUAUAAUGAUAUUAGAACAUAAUAAAGAAUUGUACACAUCUUACAAAUUCUGCCCCGGUAAUCAAACAAAUGAGCAUAACUGUCUAAUGUUCUCUCAUUUACUAAAUAAGAGUAGGGCUGCAUUUCAUAAUAAGAGCAAGUGAAUAAAAAGAGAAAGUUAUGUGUUCAAAUAAAGUGCUUAACUAAAAAAAAAAAAAAAAAAAGUAACAAUUUCCCCUUUUCUGUUUGGCAUCUUGACAGAAGUCUCAAACAAUUUUACAUAUUUUAAUUGAACAAAUCUUAACAACUGAACUUUUUUAAAGGUUAUGUUUGUUUAAAAUAGUUAGGUUUUGCUUUAUAAUGGCAUAUUUAAUAAGUGCUCCGAGUGGGAACUUCCCAAUGAGAAGUACAUAACAAAAAUGACACUGAUUGUUCCAUUCUUAGCGCUGUUUCUUCCAAAUGUUCUCGUUUUAUUGGGCAUUUCCUGAUCUUUCUCGGUCUUUUACUCAACUUCUUUUUUGGCUAUGGUGUGGGUUUGUAUGGAACUGUUUCUGGGACGCGGACUGUGGUCUGCCAGUAAUAACCUCUGUUUUAAACGAUGUCACCACAAUCGAGUGAGCCAGAACGAGUUGUUUAGCUCCUUAGCGAGCAUAAUAAAUAGGUAACUUUCCAUAAAGUCCCAGUUGUGUGCAUCUACUGAUCCAAAGCCAUUCCGCCAGCGGCUCGCUGCAUCGAGAGCGACGCGCCGGAUGUUACCACAACAAUGAACAUUUAUCAAGUCCGGAAAAAAGGUCUCGCAUCGUUGUUGUAUUUUUGGAACGAUAACCCUUCCCCCUCUGCCUCUGAUUGGCUAGCACCAAGACAAGACUCAUUUAUCUAUUAUCCACUACUUUGGAUGGAUAAUGAUUUGCUGAAGGACUUCAGCAAUGCACGCACGCACGCGCCACACACACACACACACACACACACACUUGAUUUAAAUAAACUGAUUAAAAUGUUUCUAUUGGGCAAAGUAUAGCCUGAUAGUAAAUGUAUUUCAAGUAUAAAAGCACUCACAUUUGUCUAAGGAGCAUGAAAGUAAUUAUGUCAAAAUGAUAGUUUGAAAAAGUGGAUGUGCUUUGUUUGGUCAGGAAGCACUGAAGGCGGACUCUUGCCAAAAGCCUAAAAUUGCCCAUAAUGUCGCUGUGGGGGAGGGGGGAUACACGUACCACUACUGCUCUGAAGUGUGAACAGAGAAAAUUAUGAAUCUCCGUGAAAAACAAAAUUGUGUACUGCAGGCACGCAUAAGGGACUGGAGGUGGCCCACCAGCGCCUCUGCUUAAUUUAACUGCAAUGGAGGAUGAAGUGGCUUCUACGGUCUCCACAGUGGACAUGCUCAAAGUGGAACGUGGAGUAGAUACAGAUGAAGUUAGGUAACUAAGGUGACGCCUGAGUUUCAAGUUAGGUUAUAACAACCUCAAUAAAAACCUUAAUACAAUUAUUUUUCCAUUAUUGCACAUUUUCCAUUUCAAACUAUGGCAUUUGAUAGCUUUCUGGAUGACUCCUUUACAAUAGUAUUUACGGGUGUGGCAUAAUUUGUAACUGCAGCCAAACUUCAAGUGCAAUAUUAUGUUUUACCUUUCCAGGGCGCUUGACCUAAUACAGAAUUAAAGGCGCAUAAGAGGAAAAGUGAUUUUAACCGAUGGGAGAAUGCACGACACGGAAGGCCAGAUUUGACAGAGAAGGCCCACAUUUAAGGAUUGCUCACAACCCAGAGCAAAUACCUGAAAUGAAGCAAAGCAAAGCAGAUUUAUUUAUAUAGCGCAUUUCAUACACAAGGUACCGUA